GCUAGGGAGACAAAGGUGGCCGGGUUUGAUGCUGGCCACUCUACCCUCUUGUGCGCCAUCCUAAUCUUCAUAGGUUCUCGCUAACAACGCUUGCCCCAACAGUCUGUCGAGGCUACAUGGGGGAGCUUUGUCUGAGGGUGGUGGAGCCUUGUGUGAGCCAUGUGUCAACACGCCCAGCCUCUCUACACCAGUUAGGGGGGCAAGUGCAGAAUCGGUCCUGGCCGUCUCCCCAUGUGUGCCACGCUGGCCAAAAUAGAUGCUUACUAACAUGGCAGCAUAGUAGCGAGCCUAACAAGGGCAUCACCGUCUCAGGGUCAUGUGUGUUUAUGCGCAACCAGGCUGCGUGGUUAUUGUUAAAUCCUGCUAUGGGUAUAGCACGUGCAGGGUGAUUACAAUCCAAAUGUACUGUAAUCAUGUCAAGUUGCUUCUUCAUAAGGGUCCUCCAUAGUUGGAAUGUUUUGUUUAUUCCCAUGUUAGUGAACGCUUUGCAACGUGGGCAAUCCACUGCCCGAUGAAGGCCUCCUCACUCCGUGUGGGUCACAGGGGCUGUUUGACCAUUCUAGUCGUAUGAGACUUCAGAACCCGGAAUCAUUUGAGAUACGAGGGGGGUGGCAAUGCUCCUUACAGCGGGGUUCUCACAACCGUGCGGGACUCGUGGGUUUGUGAGUUUAACAAAUGUGCCUGAUCCACUCACAUUUCCCUCUCGAGGGCUCGACUGCAGGCAUGUACCACCUAUGCCCAGCCAGCUUGUGUAACAUUCACUUGACUUGUAUUUCAAUAGAUUUCUAAAAAUGUCACCUAAUUGGAUGCAUUGUACUGCAUGACAUGUGACAUACGGUCACUCCUUGCUUAGCGGUGUUCACACAACAUAUUUUUGCUAUAAUGUGGUUCUUCUAUUAGGGAACCCGUCGCACAAUGCGGAACAUGCACCGUUACAGCGGUGUUUCUGAGCGGUCAACGUUUAACUACAGUACUUGUGAAUAUGGAUCGGAAACAUAGAAAGAGAAAUGGAACACAAGCUCUAAAGUAUACAACGAGGCAUGCAAAGGCACGUGCUUGGAUUUACAUUUAGAGGACAGAAGGAGGAACUCGUGGAUUAGAGAACAAAUUAGAGACAUCAUAUAGACCUUUAAGAGAUGUGAGUGGGCUUGGGCAGGACACGUCAUGGCUAGAAUGGACGAUGGCCAGUGGUCGAGACUUAAGACAGAGGCAGCCAAGAGCAGGUGUAACACACCCAAGAGGACAUCAGCUACGGAGAUGGAGUAAUUAAAUUAUCUCGCGUGUAGGUGCUGGGUGGAUUGUUAUUGUGGUACUAUGAGAGCUGGCAGUGGCUUAGGGAGGCCUUCAUCCGGCAGUGGAUAGAUCAUCGCGAAUGGUGCAGAUAAUGAUGAUGUGGUCGCCCAAUUACUCUGACUUAAAAUAGCUUGAUGCUUCCUGUGUGAUCACCAGUUCGGUCAAGAAACGGAGGGGAAUGCCCGAGCGUGUGAGCGGCCUGUCCUGCUCCGCUAACGCACGGGGUCGGCCGUGUACCCGUGUAGUUGUGCGAGCGGCCCAUUGUGUGCCUCCGCACGUUUCCUGAGCUCCAUCCAAAUUCCCCACAGAUGGCUUAGACAGGCCCCGCCUGGCCUUCAUUGCCGGCGGCACGAGUGCGCCUCGUGAACCACAGGUGCCGCGCAUUGCGAGAGUGGUUGGAGUGGCGUUUGGCCGGAGCGUUUUAAUAAAAUUCACGAGGAGCACAUCUCCAGCAUUGCAAUCGUACCGCAGGGAGAGGUGGGAUCCGGGAAGGCUGCGCAGCUGAUUGGGAUGUGGCACGUCAGGUGAGCGGAACGUACCCUUCCCCAUGCGAAGGUCAAGGAGGUCAUCGGGAGAGAGAGCCCCGUCGCUCGAAUACCGGGCUGCCAGGCUGCUCCCCAGGGCUUUGGGGGUGGGGGGCUGGGAGUUAAAACAUUCCAUUCUCUACAUUCCCUGGCCGAGGAGAGCCGUGUUGAGUCGUGUGGAGGGCCAGCUAGCCGACCCCCCAGCAAGCGCCGUGCCGCCGUCAAUGAGGAAUUACAGACUCAUCUUCUGCCACAACCUAAAGCAGCCGUAGCGAGGCCCCCGGGGAGGCGUCGCGCAACGCCACUCGUUACACGAUGGGGGACAGCGGGCUCGGCCUCGAGCCCUGCCACGCGCAGGGCAAGUCCGGGGGACGGGUCCAUGAGGAAGUGAAGCACAUGUUCUCUCCACCGUCGCUGCCGCCGCCGGCAUUUGGGUAUGGCCACGGCGGCCUCCUGGAGCCCGGCGCCACGGCCCCGGAGCCCGGUGCGGCUGCGGGGGGGCGCACGUUCGGCGUGGAGCUGGCGACGCUGCUGGUUGGCGUGCCACCCGGCCGCACCGUGCCACUCGUGGUGGAGACCAUGGUGCAGUUCCUGGAGGAGCACGGCCUGGAGUCGGAAGGCCUCUUCCGGGUGAGUGGCAGCGUGCGUGCAGUGGAGCGGCUCAGGCAGGCCUGGGAGGCGGAGGUGAUGAGCGACCGGGAUGGCGGUGUCACCGGCGCCGACGGCGACGAAGGCGGUGAUGCGGUGGAGGUGCCCGAGGCGUGGCGGGGCCAGGCAGACGUGUCGUCCGUAGCCGGGCUGCUCAAGCUGUUCCUCAGGGAGCUGCCUGAUGGCGUUGUGCCGGCCAGCCUGCUUCCCAGCUUCCUACAGGCAUACCGAGACAGCGCCGGGGAUGAAAUGCGGCUCGCUGAGUCGCUGCGGCUGCUGCUGGCUCAGCUGCCGGGCGAGAACCAUGCGCUGCUGUUCUACCUGUGCUCCUUCCUGGUGCGCGUGGCCCAGCACCAGGAGGUCAACCUCAUGUCGCCGCAAAACCUUGGCACCGUUUUCGGCCCCAACUUUUUCCGUGUCUCUCCUGGAAUCGAGGGCAUUGCGGAGCAGCAGGUGGUGAACCGAGUCACGGCGAGGUUCAUCAUCGACUUCCUCUCCAUCUUCCAGGAAGACAGUCCUCGGCACGCACACGUCAUCCUCGUGCAGGAGCUGCAGGAGGCGGCCGCUUCAACCAGCGCCGAGGAAGCAGCAAACGACGGAACGCAGAACCCGCCGCCGGCCGGCCGGCUAAAUGGAGAAGCGAGCUAUGCCACAGUGGCGGCCGCCACUCGCAAGAAGAAGAGGAACCGCGCGAUCCGCGUAGCGGAGGAGGCCUCCUCGUCGAGCUCCGAGGCACGGCCCGAGAGUCCGGACGGAGCUCCGUGUCCCAGCUCCGCUCGCCGGGACCCCCCCAUGUCCCCGCCGCCAGCGUCGUCAUCGUCACCGCCGCCGCUAUCGUCGCCGCGCGCCUGCCCCACGGACCGCCGCUGGCCCCCGCCACCUGCGUUCGAGCCCCACGGUCAUCAUGACUCGGAGGGCGCGGCACCGGAGGAGGAGGAGGAGGCGGUGAGGCACGGCGCAACAGAGCCACACUGCGCCCGAACCGUCGGGAAGGAGAGCGGGCGUGGCAUGGCGCCAUCACGCACGGCGGCGAAUGGAGAGGACAUGGAUUCAUCGCACAGCGACACGGAGCCCUUCAGCAGCUUGCAAGAGGAUGACCGACCGGACUCCCCGUGCUUCUGCAGCAUCUCCAGUCCGGUGCACAGCUCUGCUGAAGCUCUGCUGGAGCAAACCAUCGCCAGCACGGUGGAGCAGCACCUCUUCGACACAGACGCGGGCGACGAGGGCGGCGGCGGCCUUUGGGACGCUGUGACGACGACCGCAGCCCCGUCGAGACCACGCCGGCGCCAGCUGAGAUCCCCGGGGCGGGCGCAGGCGGCUGACUUGGACAACACCAACAAGGUGAACAUGCCCGCUUGCGAGGACUCCAACGCGGGCGCCCAGACGGACGGAGCUGCCAAGUCGGACGUGCCAAAGAAGCAGCGCGGGGACGGCGGCGCCACGAGCGGGAAGGGGCCUGGCACACCGGAUGACCAGGGGGGCCUAAGAGCCAAGCGACAGCGGUCCAACAGCAAACGGGGCGGCCAGCCAGCGCAAGAGGCGAUGGAGAGCGCUGGCCCGGGAGGGUCAUGCGGGACCGGUCGGACAUCCGCCACGGAUUCGGAGACCGACAUGGAGGAGGGGAAGCCUGCGAGCCGCGCUCUGCUGCCACCGGAAGAGGAGGAAGAGAAGAAGAAGAUGAACAUGAGUCAAGGGGAGGAGCUCGCCGACAUGGUGAACACGACGACGCUGUCCUCGCUGACGGCCAGUCGCGCCCCGCCGCCCCGCAACCGCCGCAAGCCGAGCCGUGGCACGAUACAAAAACGUAGCCCUCUCCCGCCGCCGCCCCGCGGCACGGCUCCAGGGACCCCGUGGAAGGAGGAAAACAACAACGAGGUGGUGCCCAUGGAGCAAGAGCUGUCAUCGGCAUCUCCCCAACGGGGCCUCGGGGGACCCUCGCAGACGGCCGUGGGCGGCACCGCGCGCAGGACCGACGUUCCGCUGCUGGACCUGGCCGGCAUCGCGCCAGACACUGAGUGGGGAGAGCCGGUGCGGUUGUUCCGGGAUUGGCGUUCGGAGUCGAGCGAGCCGCACCUUUCCCCCCGGCCCGGCCGCCUCAUCCGCCGCCUCCUGGCAGACGAAGCGGACCCGCUGCUGUCGCCGCGUUGCUCCAGCUUCAGCCACUCGCAACGCUACCACACGGACCCCGAGGCGCCGCCGUCGCCACCCAACUUGCCCAGCUUCAUGAGGCCCAGGUCAUCGUCGCUGGGCUCCCGCGAGGAGGAGCACGACAAGGAGGAGGUGACAUCAUCGCAGCUUUCGAAGCGAAUCCAGAGCCUGAAGAAGAAGAUCCGGCGCUUCGAGGAACGCUUUCAGGAGGAGCACCGCUACCGGCCGAGUCACAGUGAUAAAGUCACCAACCCGGAAGUUCUCAAGUGGAUGAACGACCUUGCUCGCUCGCGCAAACAGCUCAGAGAGCUCAGGCUAAAGCAGUCGCAGGAGGAGACGGUGAGUGGCAGGGAUGCCCUAACGCGACAGCGCAGCAACACCCUCCCGCGGAGCUUCGGCUCCAGCCGGCCCUGCGAGCUGAGCCUCCUCCCGGAGUUCCCUACGGUGGAGCUGCCCUCGGCAGAGGUCCCCUCGACGGAGGCGCCCUCGGCAGAGGCGGACACGCGGGAGGGGACGGUGCGGGAGGACGGCUCCCCCGCCGGAUCCCCCAAAGCCUCGCGGCGAGGCACGGAGCAGCCCAAGCUUGCCCACAGGCCCACGGCGGAGAAGCCUAAGGCGGAGAGGCCCACGGUGGAGCAGACGAUGGAGGCGAUCGAGCUCCGUCUGAAGGAGAAGAGGCAGCAAGCGGCACGACCGGACAGUCCCAAGGAGAUGACGAGGGAGCAGAUCGCAGCCGAGAAGGUGGCCAUCCAGAAGAGCCUGCUGUACUUCGAGAGCAUUCACGGCCGACCGACGACGCGCCUGGAGAAGCACAAGGUGAAGCCACUGUACGACCGCUACCGCUCCGUCAAGACGCUGCUGGUGCGAGCGCGCGCCAUCCCCAUCAUCGAGGAGGAGGAGGGCACGGAUGAGGAGGACGACGGCAAGGCAGUUCGCGCGACGCGCCCGGCCCCGGCGCAGGAGCCGCCGGCGCCGGCGGCACCCACGGCGGUGGCUCCAGUGACGUCGGCGACGCCACCGCCGUUUGCGCCACGCCGCCUUCUGCCGGAGGACGAGGAGCAGGACACGGACGGCUUCGUUUCCCCGCUGGAGGAGAGCUGCGGCAGCAGCUGCAAGCUGGCGCGCGUGCGGCCCGACCCAUCGCUCUCCACACUGCACGCCGCCUCGCGGGAGGAGUUGAUGGAGCACCUCCGCACCACGCGCUCGGACAAGCGCCGCCUGCGCAAGCUGCUGCGCGACUUUGAGGACUCGUUCUACCGGCACACCGGCCGGUACGGGCAGCAGGCCUCGCCGCAGGCCCCACUCAAGUCCAAGAACGUGGCAAAGGAGGACCGCUCGACGCUCGCGGAGCAGUACACCGAGUACAAGCACGCCAAGGCGAAGCUGCGCCUGCUCGAGGCUCUCAUCGGCAAGCAGGGCACGAGCGCUGUCACCGUCUAACCACGCUUCGGCCGUGACGAGGGCGGUCCCGCCAACUCGCCUGGCCGGCGACAACCACCUAGCAGCGGUGGCGGGAGCGGCAAUGGCGCACUCCUCUCCAGGAGCCGUCGUGCGUCGAGUUGUGUUCUUGCCAUCGACCACGCAGUGUCUGUAUGCGCGUGUGGGCGCGUGUCCGAGUUCUACUCACCUCUCAGCCAACGACAGCAACACCACGCAAACAACGCAUGCGCUCGAGUCAGUCGUUACCAUCUCCUCCUAACUUUCCCCUAACUGGUUACCACCAGAAAGAGCCGCUAAUAAAAUCCUCUGCGGUAGGCUCGGUCUUUCGCCCGUCGCUCUCCGUCUCGUGCCUCCUCACUCCCUCACUCUUGUGUACAAUAGGGAGUGACUUUCAUCACAGGUCGGGCUGACCGGCAUUUUCUCCCGCCCGGUUCACAUUGCUUUACGUUUUCUGGCCCUUCCUCUCGCUGCACCCCAAAACCCCUAUCCCGUGUGAACCACGCACGGUGGGUGAGAGUUUUAACCGUCGAGAGAAAACGUUCAUGGUCGACAAUGCAAAUUCAUCCAUCGGAUCUCCACCCAGAUUUUUGGGUGGAUUUCUUGUUUUAAGAAAAUACAUAAAUUAUAAAAAAACAACACCAAGUGUUGAAGCCAAGUCACUUGACCUAAUGAAGUUGCACGCCGUGACGCCACUGGUGAACGCCAGCGGCGGGGCAGUGCAUGACCCGCAGUCUGCUGCUGCUGCCUGCCACUAACACGAAGUGCGUCCUGGUGAUUGCAGGGGGGAGAGGAGGCGGCGUCACGUGGGUCGCUCGGAGACGGAGCCCGCGUCGUGUUUGGUUUCCAUGGCCGUGAAGCGUUUCACACGGCGUGGUGCGGCAGUCCCUUCCUCCUUUCACUCGCUCUUCUCCCCGGAGUGUCCGCUGCUCCCCCCCCCCUGCAAACCCCAUCCGUAGCUGAAACGUUACUUGUUAUACAAGUUUUCUUUGGAUUUCUUUAAUCUCGUAUUCUACAGCCGCGAGCCUCAGCGGAACUGGACGCCGUCAAUCGGAAUCCUCCCCGUUUUACAGAACACCCGCCCCACGGCCAACACCACGACCGCCACCACUGGUGCAACCACCGCUACCACCGCCGCCCCAUCACACCACCACCAUCAUCACCGCCACCAUCGCCGUCAUCAACACCGUCGCCGUCUCGUCCCGCUAGGGAGGGAGGCGCCGGCGAAGCGUCCGGAGCGGUGCCGCCCGGCGCACUUGCCAAGCAGCAUGCGCUUUUACGUAGUCCGUCGUGCCCAGUGGGUGAGCACGCUUUGUAUCGUGGGGCAGCGUCGUGGCCGUAAGCGGCCCGAUCCUAACGCGUCGCUUUCUGUCGCUGGACACGCGUGAAAACUGCUGGCGAUUCAUAGCAGUUACGAGUCGGUCACCGGCUUUUGAAGGAAAAGAAAGUGAUUGUUAUUGAUUCCAUGUUAAGAUUAACUUAAGCUAUCCUGAACAUUGUGAAGAAACUGAUUAAAACUAUGAUUAUUAAUGUUAUGCUAAAAUAGUUUUGACAUGAUUAACACUAGCCGGCAAACAUUGCUUUCAACACACAGUAGAACUAUAAAUAAUAAAUUAAAAUUUUCGGGUGGUAGUUAUUGUAAACUUUUUUUAAAAACGUUUGUUGGGCACUUUGACAAUUCAUUUAUAUCGACAAAAAGCGGAAACUUUUUUUUUCCCGUUGAUUAAAUGGAGCAAAAUCGACUCAAGUUAAUGCCUCGCUAAAGUGACAGCUGAUGGCAAUACUGACUCGGCCUGCAUCGGACCGUAACGAGAUUAGAGCCUUGUCUGGCCUUGCGAGCGAAACUAAAUUGAUGGCGUUAGAGGCCAUGAUUUGGAGCUCGGGCUGAGCAUUAGUGCCCGAGUAGAGCCCCCCCCCCCCCCCCCCGCGUUUGUGCUGACCCCGCGUGUAGCCGUAUCGCGUGUGUGCGUGUUAGCUGUGAUUUGAGCCGUGUGUGCCCCUCGAGUGUCGCUGGCCGUCAGUGUUAGAGGAGCGCAGUGCGCCGCUGUCGGUGCGAACUCGGCGUCGGGGAGGCGGAUGCUCGCGCAGUGGGUCCCCACCUCACCGCACGCCGCCCCCCCUCACCAGCCAGAGCUGCGAUGACGUGAGAGUAAAGCUCAACAAAAUUGAGCCCCCACAGAUUCUGUUCUGAACAUGCGAUCGUAACUAAAGCUGUUCCGAAACAAAAGCAGAUGAGUUGAGUUCGUUCUGCUAACCGGGCCAUCAAGAGGUCAGCAGGUGCACCUUGGUGACAGAGAGUUAGAUGGCCUUCCUUCUGCGAGACACGGAUUUGUUUGUGUCUCUCGCGAGCUCCGUCUGCACUGGAACGAGCCUGGUCAGAACUAUUUCCCGAGUUUGAACGCAGCUUCAGAGGGCUGUGCGGUGACCCCAGUAACUGGGGCGAACGCCUCUCCCGGCGUCUCUCUGCCCUGGGUCUAGACGCGUCGCGUACGGCUGUGCUCCCAACCAUCCCCGUGGAAAUGCGGGGGUAGCUCGUGAGUGUCGUGGAAACGCGGGUUAACCAGCACCACGUCCCUUCGACGUCACCUAUUCGCCCCUUGCCUACGAGUUCACCUCCCAUCGUGCAUCGAUGGGAUGGGAUAAUUUGGAAAAAAAAACACAAACCUGUCUAGACUUUGGCAUGAAGCGACGUUCUAUUUUUUUAAGCAAGGUGGCAUCUCAUCGACGCCCCCCCCACCCACGAGGUCACACCCCGUGCCCUCCAGUGUGCAGCGGCAGAAGUACCAGCAGCGUGGCCAUAGCGGUGGUGGUGUUGCGCAAGACGUCGCGGCGAGUGCGCGAGGCUCUUGCAGCGGCAUCCGACCUCUGCUCUCGCUCUCCCGUCUCCCUCCACCCGUCCAUCCCGAGCUCGCUCCCAGAACAACGCGGUUUCGAUGGACGAUGACGAGCGCUCGGGGGGGGGAGGCCGUGGUCGCGCGGGCGCUCGGACGGCCUGCGACCUCGAACCCCUCCUCCCCUCCGCCGCGCGCCGCGUGACGGCACCAGCCGCGGACCUGGGUUCUCGGUAGCCGCCUCACCUGGCGAGGCGGUUUCGCCAAGCUCGACAAUUUCACUAUUUAUUGAAACGGGAGUGUGGGUUUUGUGUGCACGUGCACUACACUCCGAACCCGGCCACCCGAGUUCGAUUCCUGCUCUCGGCCACCACCAGUGACGAUUAUCCGAACCGGCCAUGGGCCUCCCCUAGGGAGUACAAAGGCGGCCGGGCGUGGUGCUGGCCACCCAAUCCGCCAUGUGCCGUGCCGGCCUUCAGAGGUGCUCGCUAGCAGCACUUGCCCCGACAGUCUGUGUUGGCUAUGGGGGGGGGGGGGAUCUUUGUUUUCCUUCGUUAGCAAGAAAACGGUCACCGAGUGGAGCGCGUGCUGUUGGGGUUUUGCUCGCAAGGUAAAUUCAACACCGUGAACCGGUUAAGUCGAGCCGCGAGACAGCGGCACAGCGAGGGAGCCACGCCCGUACGCCCGGGACGCGUCUGCGCAUUGGGCCAAACGCGGGCUGCCCGAGCCGACUGAAACCGGCGCGCUUGGCGUUGGCGCCGACGCUCGCUUUGCGCCGCACUGGAGGAGCGCCCCUCGCCACCGCAUGCAGCCACACGUGGCCUCCCUCGCGACUCCCCCCCCCCCCCCCCUUUAACAUCCCCCAUGGUGCCACCUCGGCCAAAACUCGGAACCCUCUCCCCCACCACGCACGGGGCUGAUGAUGCCCUCGGCUCAAACAGCCGAGCAACUUGUUGGUUCUCUUACCUGCUUGCGUAACGAUGAUAAUAAUACUACUCAUCGUAACAGCAAGUGGGAGAGAAGAUGUCGUCUCUGUCCAUUGCUCGGCGCUGAGAACCCAGGUUCCUGCUGCUGCCGCUGGCGUCGUCGUCGUCUGCCGUGCGCGCCGCGCGUGCCGUUUACGAGCUCUGCGGAGCUCUCGUCGUCCUGAAUGUUUCCCCUCCCGAGUAUUAUUACUAUCUUCAUCAUCAUCGAUCGCUUGUUGUUGUUAUUGUCAUUGCUGUUCUAUUUUUUCUAAAAUAUAUAUACAAUGUGUUGAUACUGACUUGUUGUGACAAAGUUAAGGUUGUUUUCGUAAUGUAUUCUCUUUUUUUAUUUUCCUUCCCCCAAAGAAUAACGAAUAAACCCCCACCCCGGUCACUGUU
This is a messenger RNA of Lethenteron reissneri (Far Eastern brook lamprey), 10245 nucleotides long. RefSeq names its product protein FAM13A-like. Lineage: Eukaryota; Metazoa; Chordata; Hyperoartia; Petromyzontiformes; Petromyzontidae. The record is from RefSeq and is a predicted model, not a curated record. Gene Ontology annotation, biological process: signal transduction.